AGCAACAUUGAGAAACGAAAGUUUGUCUCCGUCAAAUCGUACAUGAUUAGAAAAUGUACUGAAUAUUCAUUGCAAUACAACUUUCUAUCAGAAAGAGAUGGUCAACAAGAAAUGAACCCCAAAAAUAGAAAAAUCGAACAGAAAAGACCAACCAAAAAACUUAAGAAAACAGAUUCAAUCAAGCAACCAAACCAGGCCCGUAAUGAUGAUAGUUUACCAUCAAGCCCACAUCGCCAGCAGCCAAGUCAAGGAAUCUCUGAUGAUGAUUUCAGAGAAAUAUUAUCAUCCAUGUCAGGAUGGUAUGAUCGCCAUGGAUACAUCAAUAUGCUGAAAGUUUUGUACAGAGACGUUGUAACUGAGCCUAAUAAGCUAUAUGCUGCCACCAAGGUGAUUGAAUUGUUUGAAUUGGUAUGCAGUUCUGGACAUCUGAGUCCUGCAGAUCCUACAGUACUAUAUGAUACUAUUAAUGUAACUAAGCCAUUUGGCUUGGAACCAGAAAUUCGAAAAUUGACAGAGAAAACACCUUUUGAUAUCAGGACAGUCAUCAUAUCAAAGUUUGCACUUAAAAGACUAAAUCUGAUCAAGGUUUUAGAAAGCCUCACUGACAGUGAUGUCAAGAAGAUCUCAAAACUUUACUGUUGUGAACAAGAGACUGACAGAUGGGAAUUAUUUGUAGACUUGCAGCAUAGAGGCAGGAUUUGCGAAGAAAACAUGGAUGACUUUAUGAGAAACAUAACAACACAUCUCAUUAUUGAGUCAAAAAGUGACCCUCUAGGGCUGAGGGGUACUUGCAAAUGUAACAAGAAUUUUGCUACACAAGCAGCUCCAUCUACAGCAGAUGAUCAAAGAGAGCUAAUGUUGACUGGUGACACAGACACUAGGGUUACAUUGUCUGGUGACACAGGAGCUGGUCCAAGUACAUCUACAGGUCGCUACUGUUUGGCAGUACCCCCUGAGAUAUCAAUUAUUGUGAUUAUUGAAAUUGGAAAGCUUGCUCCACUUUAUUGGGCCUCUCCUCCAUUCACCAAUGGAGUUCUUCUGGACCCCUGCAUACUGAUUUCCCUCCUUGAUUCUUAA
Molecule: messenger RNA, 1077 nt
Organism: Anneissia japonica
Lineage: Eukaryota; Metazoa; Echinodermata; Crinoidea; Comatulida; Comatulidae
Exons: 5
Source: RefSeq, a predicted model, not a curated record